Molecule: messenger RNA, 2943 nt
Organism: Aspergillus ochraceoroseus IBT 24754
Lineage: Eukaryota; Fungi; Ascomycota; Eurotiomycetes; Eurotiales; Aspergillaceae
Product: F-box domain protein
Exons: 3
Coding region: 1-2943 (980 amino acids)
Molecular function (GO): protein binding
Source: RefSeq, a predicted model, not a curated record
AUGGAGGAGGAUGUGCGUCUUCCUUGUGGGGAGCGGCUCGAGCUUGUCCAGCCUGAUCCGAUCCAAACCCAACAACCCGAGCGAAACGGGCCAAAGAAGAAGCAUCCAGCUACUCCUGUUAGACAGACCACGACAGCGACAGCGACAACUCCAUUCGGCCGUUUGCCUCGGACAGUCAUUGAGUACAUUCUCUUUGUUGUUGAUGCAAGUGCUUUUGCAUCUCUGUCCCUCCUGAACCGAAAAUGGCGGCGCAUCUCCGACUCAUCUUUGCUCUACUCCCACCACUUAUCCCAAUGUCCCUCCUUUUCCCUAUCGCAAAAGGCUACCGCGGGUCCGGCACAGCCUGAUGAUCUGGCACUCCUUAAACAUACAUUCUUCUCGGAGAUAAGGCGCAAUGGGUUUGAUGUCUUUCUUCGACCUCACAGAACUCUAAUUAAACUCAUGUCGACUUCCAUGAGCUCAUCAACCGCGUUUCCACACGGCGAAGCAUUCCGUUUCUCCUUCUCGCAGAAUGCUCAACUCAUUCUUUGCAUCAGCUCGUCUAGGAUUGUUGUGCUCGAUGUUGCCUCGGACCUAGUUUCUGUCAGACACGAGCUCAAGACUUGGAGGCGACCGUUACAUGCGACCAUUUUGGAUGAUGGAUCACUCCUUGCGGUUGCCUCUUCCACCCACAGAGUUAAUAUAUAUAGCUUAUCAAAUGCACAAGCGAAGCUCGUCCAGAAUCUGAAGUUAAACGAUGUCCCCCGCGCUUUAACCCUCUCUCCUAACGGUGGGGUUCUAGCAAUUGCGUAUAAUGAUAUGGUUGAGGUAUACGCUAUCGGAGAAGGAUUACUCGCAACUGAGCGAAGGGCCGUACGUUGCGCUGGUGUCGAUUCGAUUUCGUUCUCCUCCGAUGGCGUGAUUCUGCUGGGUUCCUCUGCUAACUGUGAGACGGGCAGUUUGGUGACCAUAACUAUUCCGUUUUAUAGCGCGCAGGAGACUGAUUUCUCCGGCAAAGAGGUUCAAAUCCAGAUGUGGACAACUCAAAUCCUUUUCCCCGACAUCGUUCAGGGCUACAGUCAUGCUUGUUUGCUACCAUUACAUGCGGAGGGCGAGGGGAAUUGGAUUCUUGGCUUUGACAACCAGAUUGGAGCAUUCAGGGCUGUUGGGAUAAGUAAUGCAAACUCUGGUACCGCAUACUUUACGAGCCCAGUGUCCGAGGACGGGUUUUAUGAACAAGCCCCCAUGAUGCCAGCAACCUCCGACUACCAGGGUGAACUCAUUGCGCUGGGAUUUCAGAACUCUGGGCUUUGGGUGUAUGGGGUUCCCGAUCGACUGGAUAUUGCUCCUGUGGUGAGCAACACCGGGGACAUGCAGCCCCUAUCAAAUUCUAGUCGAAGUCAAGCAGCGACAAUGUCGGCUUUGGGGACGACCCUUGAUCGGCUACAGCGCGUGGUUACCCGACCAAAAAUUCUCAUUCAAGGCCACAAGAUGACGGACAUGCCAGGCAUUACUGCGGCCCGCUGGGUACGGCAGAGCCAUUCUAGGGCCAGUCAGCGGAGGUUGGCGGCCGUAGCUCCUGGAGGAGUGGACCCUUCCACCAUUGGUGAGGAAGAUGUUCCUGUUGACGGCGGCCGCGUCCUUCUUUUAGAUUUUGCCCGAUCAGCAAAGAACGGAGCCACAACAGAAAUCAACAUUGAGAUUGGAGAGGCAGAGCCUAUGAACCUCCCUGAACCAAGCUCUAGUUUAGACACGGAGGUUGAACUGGAAAGAAGGAGAACUCGAGUCAUUCGAGGACGUUCUACCGGUGUGACGUCGAGAGGAACCAGGGACUCGUACCCAGCUGCCAGUUCCAGCGCCCAUGCGCGUCCUCGUAGGAAUAGCGCUUACUUUUCCGCCACUUCAAGUGAACCUGGGGAGGCUGAUGUGUCUGCGUUUCCCGAAAGCCCCUACGAUAACACUCAACCACGAUCUCAAGAUACCCUACGGCGUGCUGCUACCGCGGCUGCAGCUAAUCGCAGGCGAGAAAGGCUGCGCGAGGAACCGCGCCGUGUAUUUGAUGGCCAGCCCCCUCCCACAAUGUUUCAGAUCCCCCAUGAAAGUGACGCGGAUAAUUGGGUCCCGCCACCUCCUCCUUAUUCUAGAGAAGCUGAUGCGCCUCUCCCAGAGUAUCUCAGAAGGACUUUGAUCCCUCAAGCACAAGCUCGCAGAACCGGAAAUGCCUCCGGGUCUGUCCGAAGAUCACUCUCUACCCGUAUAGAAAACAUGAUGGCAGACUCUUCAUCUCGCUCUUCCAUAUACCGACUGAACACGGUCACCGGUCCAAGAAUAGCCUCACGUAUGGGACGCCAUUUAGGAGAUUCUCCUGAAAAUUUUGAUAACCCGCGACGGCAAACCAGCUUCCUCGAAAGGAGAGACAACUCCACCACUCGUCAGCCCCAAACUCUUAGUGAUAUAAGCGAGCCGACUGUGCCUCUACCACAACCCCAACCUCCUGUAACCCCUCCCCUUAUGGUGCAAAAUAUCACCGAUCUACCAGUUGAACCGAACCCAGCAGUCCUUAUAUCGCCUUCUGCUCAAACGGGGUCACCUCCAAUCCAACAUAGCUGGCAACACCAUCUACCGUCGAUUCCUACAGCUCCUCUCAUUAUGGGUAACUACCUCUUUUCUGUAUCCUCACCUGACCUUCAGUCCGAAAAUACCCAACUGGUAGUUCCAGAGGCAAUGCGAAUUCCCCCAAUGCGCCAUGACUAUAUCCGACCAAUUGAUCGCCCUUCACAAUCUCAUGAUAUUAGGCCACCUGUGGCAACAAUGCCACCUCGCCAUCGUCGUGCUUCCACUGAUCCCACCCACUCUAGCUCGCAGUCUGUCACCACCGACCAGUGGCGGAGGCGGAUUGAGGAUUGGAAUGAGAGGACUAUCUAUGAGAGGAAUAAGCGGAGAAGUAAAUGCAUCAUAAUGUAG